GCUGGAUGGCGCUGUUGCGAUCCGGUUACAUUUACACAUUGCGGCUAUGAGUGGGCAUGUACAUGUGUGUGUGUUUAUGUGUGGUGUGAGGCACAUUCAGCAGACAGAAACCCCACGCUGCCUCCAGCUUUCAGCGCUGCGAGGAGAAUCCAAGUCCACUCAUGUCUGCAGCUCAUGAAUAAAGCAGCGAUGGAGCAUCGAGGAGGGAAAUUCAGCGACAAAGUAAAAGACAAUCCUACUGCGCCUUCAUGGAGCCAAAAUGGCGCCACGGAGGAAGAGUAUGGAUGUCCGGACGGUCCCGAUGAAGAUAAACGGGUCAAGAGAGUCUUGUGGGCCGCGAAACCUGCCGAAGAACAGCCACGACUGAACUUCCACAUCCCCCGGAAGAGCAAAGAAAAGAGAGCUCUGUUUCAGUAUGUGUCUACGGACUCCAGAGAGUUUUCUGACAUCCUGCAGAUCCUCACCUCCAGUUACAAGGACUCUUCCUCAGCAGGGACGUUUGUGUACUCCAAACCUCGCCUCGUCCACAGUGAACCGCUGGAGAAAGAUUUCAUGGAGAAGAGAAGGGAACUCAAGCAGGAUGGGCGCACAGAGAAAGAGCUGUCUGAAUCAUUCUGCUUCCUGCUUUGUGAUGAUCAAAAGAUUUCAGUGGUGUGUGAGAGAGGUCUGUCUGUUGGCAGCAGCUGGAUGAAUAUGUUGGGGAAUCCAUCUAAAGGUGUUUACCUGUGUCAGUUUUCUGAUUUACUUCAAAUAAGCCCCAUCGAGCCUGGAUCCACAGGAAACAUCAUCAUAUUUAAAGUUAUAAAGGGAAAAGUCAAGAGUGUACAUGAUUGUAUGUCGAGAAGUAUGGAUCCUACACCUAAAUUUGACAGCCAUUUCUCCAAGAACUCAACUCGAGUGACAUCCUUACAGGCGUACAGGGCAUUUGAGUAUACUCAGCAAUAUUUCUACGAGUAUGUGGAUUUCGACAUUUCAUCCAGGCCGAGACAUGUGUGUCCGUAUGCUGUGGUUUCUUAUUACUUUAAAAGCAAAGAGGCUUUGACGGUCGCCCCCAAACCGCUUCCUCCUCUCAGGACCAGUCAGCCAUCAGGGGUGAGCAGAGGUAGGCGCAGCUACACGGUAUGGCGGGGACAUUUUGUGAAUGGAGGAAAAGACGUGUACCAGGCCUGCCUUCGAUCGCUCUCUCAGCCUUUCCUGCCCUACAAACUGCCAGAGAAGAUUGAGAUCGGUAAAGUCAUGAGCCUGGUGCAGGUGAAGCAGAAAAUCCCGCCUGCCCUUUUCUCCUGGAAUCUCUACGCAGGCAGCCAUGAAGUGUCUAAAAGUGGCAUGUUCUGCAGUCUGUUUGACGUGGUGGAGAAAGACAAAUCUCCAAAGAGUUUGACCGCACUGCUGCAGAAACUGGAGGAAGAGGGUCUGGUGUUGGUGAAUAUGGUGAAGGACAGAGGUUUUCUCUUCUUGCUUUCUGCCAGUCAAAUGACCAACUCAAGUGAGCGACGAGGCGGUUGGAAAAUGUCCUGUAUACAAGCACUUUUUAUUUACCGUGAGAAGCGUGACUUGUUAAAGAGCUCAUCAACUCCCUGCAAGCCUGUGUCAUCAGAGCAUUGGGGUCCCAUCAUGCCCCAGCAUGAUUCUUUCAUCUCCGCUCUUCACUACACCCUCAGCAAGGCUCGAAGUGACCCUCCUGCUGACCUCAGCACCACCAUAGAGCAGCAGGUUUACGACUACCUCACAAACUUCCAUGAAGGCAAACCAAUACAGCGCAUUAGGACAGACUACGAUUCCAAACUGGAUGUCAGGGAAAAGCUCUUCCCUGCACCCAGGCAGAAGACAAACUGGGAGGCCUUCAUGCGGCCCUACAUCUACAACCCUGCCGUGUUCGCAAUAGUUCUGGAGAACGUGAAGAAGAAGGUGGAAGAGUUCCGGGUUCAGACCAACCUGAGCGCUGAGAAAGCACCCCCUCAUGAUAACCCAGAGAAAGUGAAAGAGCUACUGAAGCUCAUUCAGCUGAACAAGAAGAGCUCAAAAGGAAAGGCAGGAGGUCCAGAGGCGAUGGAGGACACCUAUGCACUUAAGAGGAAGGUAGAUCUUGACGCCCUUGAAGGAAGCUCAAAACGCCAGAGAAAUCAACCCAAUGAAGAAUUCAGGGAAGCAGACGAGAGGCAGUCCACUCCACGUCUCGCCAAUGUUCUGAGCAGUGUCGGCAUUCAGGACACUGACCUGAGGAAGGAUAAAUCUCAGAGUGCGCUGAAAGUCAUGGAGAUGCUAGACAGCCUUGGAAAGACCAGUCUUGACACAGACUUGCGCAAAGACAAGACCCAGGGGGCGCUAGAGGUCAUUAAGCUGAUAGACAACCUGACCAGGGUCACCACAGAACCACCUGAAAACACAGAGAUGGACACAACAGACAUUUCUGACACUGCUCUGUUCGACAGCAUGUUAAGACUCGGCCUCCCGACUGACCGUGACAUUGACCUGAGGAAAAGAUUCAUGGAUGACGAACCAGAGAGGACCGACUGUCUUGAGGAGGAGACCGCAGGUAGCUUGAGUAGUUUAGAAGCAUUUAGCCCUUGUUCAGAUUCUGGUGGACAGCAGCGUGGCAUUAACCUGCUCGGGGAAAAGACAAUCCCAUGGGUACUAAUACCCAUCACAGGUCUGAAAACAGAAAGAUAUUCCCAAAGAAAGAUGGACUAUCCUGAAGAUCCACGUUUCCUUCAGAGCCCAGUUGUGUCUACACACACCACACCUGACAAGAAAGAUCUCUCACCCCCCUACCAGCCUGACAGCAGCAACAUAGUAGUGGAUCUGGAUGUACAGACUGCAGCAGAGGUUGAGGAUGAAGACCCUGUUCCUGCUGUUGUGACCACUAUUAGCGAUUGUCCUGCAAAUGAAGUUGACCACAUAGUCGAUGAGCAAAUCUCUGGCUUUUCCAGUGAGGUUGAGCAGCUCUUGAGGGGCAAUAAUAUUUAUUAUGUUUCUUGCUUAAGCACUCAGGGCUCACGAGAACCUCCCCAGACUCCAGUUCUACCACUUUCUGAUUAUGUCUCAAACUUCAACACUCCGUUUCCUGUCUGUAACUACAUCAGCUCUUUCCAGGACAGCCUGAAGAUGUUCAUAGAAUCCCAGAAUGCCAGUGGACCCCAUGCAGCUCAAGAAGAUGUGUUUUCAUCGUCUUCUGCGACAGAAGUUACUUCAAAUGUCCCUGAUACGUCCUCCAACAUUAAUCCUUGUGCUUCCUCGUCUUCAACCACUAAACCCAACACGUUUGAGUCAUCUCUGAGACCAUGUUCCCCUUCUAUUCUGAAACCAUGUUCCCCUUCUAUAUCUGACUCAAUGACACAACUGCAACAUCGGUCAAGUUUACCUGAGCCUGAUGUCCAUGAACUUUCCCAAAAGAUGUGUCCAUUAGAGGAGGACUCAGUGUGCCAAAAGACCCUGGAAGCAAAUAUCUCUAAUAAUCUUCAUCAAAGCUCACAUGAGAUGAAUGGUAGUUCGUUUGCUGAGACUACGGAAGCUGUGGAGGGGCAAUUGGCACACCCUGCCGUGCCAGCUGAAGACGCCCCGAUGGAACACGCACAUUCCGCCAUCAGCAGUAUCAUUGAUCAGCUACAGCCAGAGGUGAUCAGUAACCUGGUGGAGAUCCUUAAAGGAGUUCAGAAGAACUCAGUUCACUUCUACAUCCAUUCCAUGGAUGAGGAGGAGAGUGACGUCUGCUGGGAAAUAAAGGAAUAUUUGAAAAAGUUGGGGGAUUUGGAGUGUAACCCUCAUAGUUUCCUUGAAAAAAGCAGUAGUCAAGAUAAACUACUGGUCAUCAUUCAGAAUAUGGACAUCGCCACACAAGUUCACAAGAUACCUUCUUUAGUUUCCUUGAAGAAGCAUCCAUCUGUGAGCUUUGCUGGUGUAGACAACCUGAGUGACAUUCAGAACCACACCUACAAUGAACUCUUUCAGUCGGGGGGUUUCAUUGUGUCAGAUGAACAUGUUUUGAAUCCAGCCGUCAUCACAGCAGAGAAACUUCAAGAUAUCCUUCAGCACAUUGAGCAGCUCAACUCUCCACAGAACCCCUGGAGGUGGAGGAUACACUUCAAAUCGCACAAGAAACUCAGAGAGCACAGCAGGCUUAAAGCUGAUGCUUUGAACCUGUACGAGAUCCUCACUGCUUAUGAGAAGAGACAUAUUGUGGAAAUCCUGUCGUACCAUGACUGUGACACUCCGUCACAUAGAGCACCUGACCUUGAUUGUCUAGUGGAUCUGCAAGCAAGAUUCAUCAAGCAACGACACCUGAUAUUUCUCACAGGCUUCCAAUUUGAGAUGUUUCCCCACUACUCAAGCAGUGGCAUCAUUAUUGCCAAUGUUGAUGACGUAAAGUUUGUAAUAAGCAGUUUAGCCAGUGGAGAAAAUGUGGACACCAUUCCGUCUGCUGAGAUUUACCCCACUCCUGAUCCAGCGUCAUGUAAGUGAUUCUGUGGUAAAACCAUCUGACAACAUCAAAACUACGUCUUGCUCUCAUUGUGAUUGUACGUGGAAUCUAAAUGAGUAUCCCAGUCGAUCUGCUGCCACCAUGAUCCUUCCAUGUCUCCUGAAUGACCUUUAUUAUUCAUCAUAGAGGCGAGGCCAGCUAAAACUCAGUGACUCCAAGUCCAGGAAAUGCAUUAAUGUCCAUGAACUGAUGAACAAUCAAAAUAUAAAAUAACAGGACAAAAUGGUGUUUUCUGAAAGUUAAAAGAGGUACUGAACAAAAACAGCUCACAAACACACAGUGGCAUUAUGCCAUAAUAACGACCACAAUAGAAAGCAAGGCAGAGGAAAGGAGUGGAAGGACAUGGAUGAACACCCAAUAGAUAUCUUGUUUACCUUUGGGAUCAACAGGUCUUUUGUAUACAUUCACCGCUGAAUAUAACCAUGGCAUUUUUGUAACCACACUUGCCAAUGAAUGUAAAAUUUUAAGUACCUUGAAACUGUAUCAAAUAUUUUUUUAUCCUUUUAUAUUUUUUGUCCCAAUAAUAAUGGGAUUAUAAUGUUUUCAUACGAGAUGAGCCAACAACACCUGUCACAGAAAUGUUAAGAUGUUGUGAAUUUCUUCCUAAUACAUUAAUUUUGGUAUUUAAAGGGGCUAUAUGUAGAAUUCAGAAACCCUUGUUAUUGGUGACACCGGUGGCCGUUUAAGUUAACUGCAGCCAGUAACUUAAUGCUCGCUCUCGUGCUCGCGCACACGUAACGUAUAAGAGACUGAACGCGAUUCAAGGCCCUGAUAUUCUCACAGUGAAGUUCUUUUUAGAUCUUUGCAUGACACAUUGACAUUACAGUACAGAAUGGCUCUUUCGGCACAUUGUAUGGUUUCAUGUGUCUCUCAACAGAAGAGAGGCUCAUGGGAGAGUAAACAUCACAUCCUUUGGAUUUUCCUGGCAAAAAGUCCUUCACAUAAAAAGCAGUCUACAGGCUUUCAUAGACAACCUAGGAAGUCGGGGAAGGUUUAAUUUUUUAAGUUCUGUUACAAGCUGUUCACACAUUGGCAAUAAAAAGAAAUCAAUACAUUUAAUUUCUUACAUAUAGCCUCUUUAAGUUGUGGAGUAUUCAUAGACUUUGCCUCAUUCAUUGACUUCUGGGAAAAAAAAAAAAAAAAAAAAAACGGGCAUCCUAGAUAUAUUUGUAGUGAUAAACUGAUGUUAACGUUUUCUUAGUUUCUUGCUUUGUUCUGAAACAGAGACAAAUUGUUAUCAUGUGGCAUUUUUUUUCUUUGAUUUGGUUCACUUUCACAAGGCAACAAUUCAAAGCACACCAAAAUAUGUUUAUGCAAGUCACAUGUGAGUCUUCUCAUUGGUCAGAGUGCACCUGUUUAUGUCCAGGGAUUCUGCUCAUAGCAGCCCUCCUCUAAUUGAUAAAUUGCAUUUUAUAUAGUGAUCUCAAACUGAUUAUUUUGAUGCGGAUCCGAGCAUGAUAGCAGUGUUCAUAUAUGCCUUAACGAACCAAACUAAGGAAGAAAAUGCUACAGAUUUCAAAACACUCCAAACAAGACACCCUUAUAAACCAUUUAUUAUGCUGCAAUUACUGAAAUAUACCAGCCAGUUGGCCAGUAACUUGUUUCAUUUACUUGUCAAAAGCCAAUUUUUACUCGCUUUUGGCUCGAGUGUUUGUUUUGGACCCUGUGUGUAACCUUUUGCAGGUGUGAAGACCGUUGUCUGAAGAUUUUGAUUAGUCAGAUGUAAAAGUUUCCAGAAUGCUAUACAUGUCUUAAAAAAAACAAAGUAAAGAAAAGAAGUGUUUUAUUUUAAAUGUAAAUACAGAAAAGUGUUUGUAUUUGGACUUAACUUUGUAACUGUUACAACCAAAAAACCCAAACAGAAAUAACCCCUAAAAUAUAGGGCAUUAAUAAAAUCUUUUGUAUCUGGUUAGAAAAAAAUUCAAUUGUGUACAUACAAAAUUCUUCCAAUAAAUAUAUUUUGAUAAACCUUU
Molecule: messenger RNA, 6450 nt
Organism: Ctenopharyngodon idella (grass carp)
Lineage: Eukaryota; Metazoa; Chordata; Actinopteri; Cypriniformes; Xenocyprididae
Gene: tasora
Product: transcription activation suppressor a
Exons: 22
Coding region: 175-4458 (1427 amino acids)
Biological process (GO): negative regulation of gene expression, epigenetic; protein localization to heterochromatin
Cellular component (GO): nucleoplasm; heterochromatin
Molecular function (GO): chromatin binding
Source: RefSeq, a predicted model, not a curated record